CCUUCACACUUCACUGUUCUCAAUUCAAACCUCACAGAACACAAUCUCUCCCUCUUUCUCUCUGUUUCCUUUUCUUUUCGUCAACCAAGUUCCCUAAUUUAGCAAUUUCUAGAAACCCUAAUUUGCUUGCCAAGCUUUUAAUUUUACGAUUCCUGCUCAGAUAAGGUCAACGGGAGUAGGAAGAGCUACCAUUUUCGAUAAGGUUUGAACUUUAUGAUUUCUUAGUUUAGGGUCUUAGCUCAUACUCCAAUUAGAUUUCAGGGGCUAGCUGAAGUUGAUACUGUAGUGUGUGCGUGCGCGUCCAUGGCGAACUGUGCGGAUUCGGAGCAGUUCCUGGUGCUGUCUAGUAUCCGGACGGGUCUCAAGAGAGAGUUUGCAUUCGCCAUGAAAGCUCAAUCCGAGAUCUGUGGGUCACUGGGCCGGACCAGGGCCUCCAAGAACGGGAAUGCGGUUCAGGUCGUGAAAAGCCCGGUCAAAAAGCGGUCCAGGAAGUCAAGUUCGGGGGAAGGGAACAAGAGCGAGCCGAAAAGUGAGGACUUGAAUUGUGGGGUGGUGAAAAGCGAAGAUGGUGGUGGUAGAGGUGAUGUUAUGAGUGAAGAGGAGGCAAAGAGUGAUGUUGUUGAUGUGGAGGAACUAAAGAAUGAAGGUGUUAUGGUGGUGGUGGAUGAAACGGAGAAGGUUGGUUGUGAAGGUGACGCGAAGGAUGGUGGUGAGGUAUGUUGUUCUAAGGAAGAUGGUGUUGUUGGUGGGGCAACACCGGUUUCAAUUACAGGUGAUAGUGGUGGUAGUUUGAAGGGUUCUGUUGUUUCUAUGGAGAAGCCAUUUAGGAGGUUUACCAGGUCUCUACUAAAGAGAAAGUUGGAAGAUGAUGUUAGUGGCGCAAAGGAUGGGAAUGAUAAGGUAAAUAACAAUGCCGAAGCUGUUGAAGUUGGUGGUAAUAAUAAGAAGCGUGCUAAUGAUAGUGGCAAGGAUGUUGAAGUUGGUGAUGAUGUCAAGGAGGGAAUUGAAGAUGGUGCAUUGGUUGCUGUGUCCAAGGCUAGUACUAAGAGGUGCCCAAUAAGUCUGAAGGAGCUUCUAGCCACGGGGAUUCUUGAGGGUUUGGCAGUGAAUUAUGCUCGCAGUGUGAAGGCAAUCAAGGCUGGAGAAGCAGAGCUUCGGGGAGUGAUUAAUGGCAAUGGGAUUGUGUGCCAUUGUGAGGAUUGCCAUGGUGUUGAGGUUGUGACGCCCACCUUGUUUAAGCUUCAUGCCAGUCGUUUAAACAAGUGCCCCCCAGAGUAUAUAUACCUUGAGAAUGGGAGUACUCUUCAUGACAUCAUGAAUACAUGUUUGGAUGUACCAUUAGAAACCUUGGAAGAAGUUAUCCAAAAAGUCAUUGGAGGCUUCACCAUAAAGAAAUCUACCUUUUGUUUUAACUGCAGAGAUGCCAAUGUUGUGUCGAGACUAUUAUGCAAUUCAUGCAUGGAGUCGAAGGAAUGCCAACCUAACCUCCCCACUCAGACAACUGACACUAGCAAUUGCAAUGUUUCACAUGCAGUUCAAUCCAGGUCGCCAGAACCCAUUGUGGUUCAAAAGUCAAUAAACAAUGGAAUGAAGCACAGCACAUCUCGUGAUAAGAGUGAUGGAAAAGUAACUAAGAAGGAUCUACGCUUGCAUAAGUUGAUCUUUGAAGCAGAUGUGUUGCCAGAUGGAACAGAAGUAGCAUACUAUGUUCGCGGAAAGCGACUGUUGGAUGGUUACAAGCAGGGUUUUGGAAUAGUUUGUAGCUGCUGUGACAAAGAGAUUAGUCCCUCCCAGUUUGAAGCUCAUGCCGGUUGGGCAUCACGUAGGAAACCUUACCUCCACAUAUACACAUCUAAUGGAGUCUCACUCCAUGAGCUGUCCAUCAAUUAUUUAAAAGAACGGAAGUUUUCCUCCAGUGAUAAUGAUGACCUCUGCAGUAUAUGUUCUGAUGGAGGGGAUCUUUUGUGUUGCGAUGGAUGCCCAAGAGCAUUUCACAUUGAUUGUGUUCCUCUCCCCUCUGUUCCAACUGAUACCUGGUAUUGUAAAUACUGUGAGAAUGUCUUUCAGAAAGACAAAUAUGUGGCGCAUAACGCAAAUGCGUUGGCGGCUGGAAGGAUUGCAGGCAUUGAUCCUUUAGCACAGAUACAUGAAAGGUGUAUUCGCAUUGUUAAAACUCACCAGGUUCACCAUGAGGGAUGUGUACUGUGUAGGCAACCAUAUUUUAGCAAAAUCUUUAGUCCCCGAACUAUGAUGAUUUGUGAUCAGUGUGAGAAGGAAUAUCAUGUUGGGUGUAUGAAGGAUCAUAACAUACAAAAUCUAGAGGCGUUGCCAGAAGGGAAUUGGUUCUGCUGCUCAGAGUGCAAUGGAGUUCAUGCUGCUUUGGUAAAUUUAGUGGCUGGUGAGGAAGAGAAUCUUCCAGAUUCCCUCCUUAGCUUGAUUAAAAGAAAGCAUGAAGAAAAAGGUUUAGAAACCAGGGCUGAUCUUGAUGUUAAAUGGAAGGUUCUGAACUGGAAUCUUAUUGCUUCUGACAAGACCAGAAAAUUGCUUUCGGAAGCUGUUGCUAUCCUCCAUGAGCGUUUCGGGCCUAUAAAUUUUGAUUCGAGAGCCGAUUUCAUUCCAGCAAUGAUUUAUGGGAGGAAAAUUGGGGAUUAUGAUUUUCGCGGAAUGUACUGUGCAGUUCUCAUUGUCAACCAAGUUAUUGUAUCUGUUGGAAUAUUUCGCAUCUUCGGGCAUGAAGUGGCAGAGCUUCCCUUAGUGGCGACGCCUACAGACUGCCAAGGACAGGGUUACUUCCAGUGCCUCUUUUCUUGCAUUGAGAGGGUGCUUGCCUCUUUAAAAGUGAAACAUUUAGUCCUACCAGCUGCGGAAGAAGCUGAAUCAAUAUGGACCAAUAAAUUUGGGUUUACAAGGGUUGACCAAGAUGAGAUAAACGAAUACAGAAGACGUCUCCGAAUGAUGAUAUUUCAAGAGACUCCCUUGCUGCAGAAGCCGGUUUCUGCACUCGCAAGUACUUAGGGCCAAAGGAAUAUUUCAUCUGCGGAUCUUUCUUUUUAGGGUUGUUUUGCUGGGUGUAGAAUAAAAGCAUUGUAUAGGAUGAUCUAUUUGGUGUACAGAGAAAGAAAAAGAAAACUAAUCACUCCUCUUUCUUGGUGUAGUUCUCAUAUUUUUUGUUUUGGUUCUACUGAAAUUGAAAUGAGGGUCAUGCUAGGGUUAGGCAGGACAAUGGAUUCUUAGCAACUAGCAAAUUUUGAUGUUACAUCCAUUUGGUUUUGUUGUAUAAUCCGGUUUUAAUCUUAAUCCCGAUGAUAAGGUGCUUUAUCUGUCUUCACUGUUAA
Messenger RNA from Arachis stenosperma, 3335 nucleotides. RefSeq lists its product as uncharacterized. The record is from RefSeq and is a predicted model, not a curated record. Bases 304 to 3015 code for a protein of 903 amino acids. Gene Ontology annotation, molecular function: acyltransferase activity, transferring groups other than amino-acyl groups. Lineage: Eukaryota; Viridiplantae; Streptophyta; Magnoliopsida; Fabales; Fabaceae. The transcript is spliced from 18 exons.